UUUUUUUCUUUUAAACUGGUUCAUCGUCCCUCAUCCAUAAAUCCCACAGAAAAUAGAGAGAGAAGGAAGAAAAAAAAAAAACUGUUUAAACUGUCGCCGUUGGAUUACUCUCCGCUGCAUCUCCGUCGUCUCUCCAAUUGUCUUCUUCUUCUCACCUCCUGCUCACUUGAACAUUUGUUUCCAUGAUUGUUCGCGGUGGCUGCCGCCUACUCUCGGUUGCUCGAUCUGAUGCUCAAGUAUCGAUCCGAUUGCAUCGAUUUCUGAGCCUCCGCCGCUUGAAUCCCCGCAGGCUUCAUCGUGCUGGGACUUGACAUCGCUGCUUUUACUUCUUUUACGUUUAUUCUGGUGUUUCUUUGAUAUAUCUUUCUUUGUUUUUUCAUCCAUACCGGGAUAGCUUGAGUAGUUUUGGUUUAGUUCUUUGAGUUGGUAUUGUUUCUUGAUAGGUAGGUGUUUGAAGAUUCGUAUUGUUUGAAUUUUUAUUUUGAAGAAAUUAGUGUAUUUGAGAAGCUUCAAAUCCCUGAAAGCUGAGUUUGGAAAGUUUUGAACGAUCAGUUUUGAUAGGAGUAGCUGCAAAUCUGUAAAUUUUGAUCGAUGGAAGAGGGAAAUAAGAACAAGAAAAUCAAUAGAAUGAGUUACAGUAGCGGCAUGCCCGACGUAGUUCUAGGCUGUGUGAUGCCGUAUAUCGAUGACCCACGCGACCGAGACGCCGUUUCACUUGUUUGCCGCCGCUGGUAUGAGCUUGACGCCCUUACACGAAAACAUGUAACCAUCGCUUUAUGUUAUACUACAAGCCCGGAUCGACUACGACGUCGCUUCAACCACCUUGAAUCCUUGAUGCUCAAAGGGAAACCAAGGGCUGCUAUGUUUAAUUUGAUACCUGAGGAUUGGGGAGGUUUCGUCACUCCAUGGGUUAAUGAAAUUGCCGAAUCGUUUAAUUGCUUGAAAUCACUUCACUUUAGACGCAUGAUUGUGACUGAUUCGGAUCUGGAGCGCCUAGCUAAGUCUCGCGGCCGGGUUCUGCAGGUCCUGAAGCUUGAAAAGUGUUCUGGGUUCUCUACUGAUGGGCUUUUACACGUGGGUCGCCUCUGCAGGCAAUUGAGAACAUUAUUUCUGGAAGAGAACUCUAUUACUGAGAAAGAUGGUGACUGGCUACAUGAGAUUGCCUUGAAUAAUACAGUUCUUGAGACUUUGAAUUUUUACAUGACGGACCUCAACAAAAUCAGAUUUGAAGACCUUGAGCUGAUAGCCAAAAACUGUCGCAAUUUAGUCUCUGUGAAGAUUAGUGAUUGUGAAAUUUUGGAUCUUGUUGGUUUCUUUCAUGCUGCAGCUGGUUUAGAAGAAUUUUGUGGGGGUUCCUUUAAUGAUGCACCAGACAAGUACUCUGCUGUAACAUUUCCCCGAAAACUGUGUCGUUUGGGUCUAAGCUAUAUGGGGAAAAAUGAAAUGCUUAUAGUGUUCCCUUUUGCAUCCAUGCUCAAAAAGUUGGAUCUCCUAUAUGCGUUGCUUGACACGGAGGACCAUUGUCUUCUAAUUCAAAAAUGCUGCAACUUAGAAGUUCUUGAGACGAGAAAUGUUAUUGGAGAUCGAGGGUUGGAAGUUCUUGCUUCAAGUUGUAAGCGACUAAAGAGGCUUAGAAUUGAGCGUGGUGCUGAUGAGCAGGGAAUGGAGGAUGAAGAAGGCGUAGUUUCACAGAGAGGACUAAUUGCUUUGGCCCAGGGCUGCCUGGAACUGGAGUACAUGGCUAUUUAUGUUUCAGACAUCACAAAUGCAGCUCUAGAACACAUUGGCACUCACUUAAAGAGAUUGAAUGAUUUUCGACUGGUCUUGCUUGACCGAGAAGAGAGGAUAACAGAUCUACCUUUGGACAAUGGCGUUCGAUCUCUAUUGAGGCAACGUAAACUCCGAAGGUUUGCUUUGUAUCUUAGACCAGGAGGAUUGACUGAUGUUGGUCUUGGUUAUAUUGGGCAAUAUAGUAUAAAUGUGAGGUGGAUGCUUUUGGGUUAUGUUGGGGAGUCUGAUGAAGGGCUUUUGGCAUUUUCUAAUGGAUGUCCUAGUCUACAGAAACUAGAAAUGAGGGGCUGUUGCUUCACUGAGAGUGCACUGGCUAGAGCUGUUAUGCAACUGACGUCUUUGAGGUACUUGUGGGUGCAAGGCUAUAGAGCAUCAUCCAUUAAUGGCCGCGAUCUUUUAGCGAUGGCUCGCCCCUUUUGGAACAUCGAGUUGAUUCCUCCUAGAAAGGUGGUGAUGGUUAAUCAGGUUGGAGAGGAUGUUGUGGUUGAGCAGCCAGCUCAUAUACUUGCAUAUUACUCCCUUGCUGGACCAAGAAGAGAUUGUCCAAGCACUGUUGUCCCCUUGGUGGUGGGGCCAGUUGCUGCAUAGAGCUGUAUAUGAUGUUGCCUCUUUUUUCUCUUUUUGGUUUUUUCCAGUGAUGCGCUGUUUGUAAAUUUACCUAAUCUUUUCGUUUUUCAUUUUGGGUAAGAGGGUUUCAGUUCUAAUUUUACUUGUGGACCUUUGUCCUGUAAUAAGCUUUAGCAUUUUCCAGUGUAAUUUGAAACCAUGUUGUACACUUGGUUCGGGUACUUUCUUGUUCUGUUGUUUAGGGCCAAGUAGAAGAAGCUUAACCGUUUGGAGAUUUGUACGUCGUCUUCAGGAUUCAGUGUUGUUCGUCUGAAACUUUUUUUUUUUUAACACUGCGAUCUGAAACUUGGAAUCAAUGCCUCUGACCGUUCUCAUUUCAA
This is a messenger RNA of Manihot esculenta (cassava), 2738 nucleotides long. Its product is annotated as coronatine-insensitive protein 1. The coding region runs from base 592 to 2379 and encodes 595 amino acids. Lineage: Eukaryota; Viridiplantae; Streptophyta; Magnoliopsida; Malpighiales; Euphorbiaceae. The record is from RefSeq and is a predicted model, not a curated record. Gene Ontology annotation, molecular function: protein binding. Gene Ontology annotation, biological process: SCF-dependent proteasomal ubiquitin-dependent protein catabolic process. Gene Ontology annotation, cellular component: SCF ubiquitin ligase complex. The transcript has 3 exons.